This is a messenger RNA of Choloepus didactylus (southern two-toed sloth), 3418 nucleotides long. RefSeq names its product calumenin (gene CALU). Bases 135 to 1082 code for a protein of 315 amino acids. Gene Ontology annotation, cellular component: endoplasmic reticulum. The transcript has 7 exons. The record is from RefSeq and is a predicted model, not a curated record. NCBI's taxonomy places the organism in Eukaryota, Metazoa, Chordata, Mammalia, Pilosa, Megalonychidae. Gene Ontology annotation, molecular function: calcium ion binding.
AGGGGCUGAGGGCGGGGCGAGGAGCCACUUCCGGCUGGGCGGUGCUUGAGCGCGUGAGCUGAGCCGGUGGGUGGACAGCGGCCACUGCAACCUGGGCGGCGGCGGUAGCACCUUGAGGGAGAGAUCUGAUUAUCAUGGACCUGCGACAGUUUCUUAUGUGCCUGUCCCUGUGCACAGCGUUUGCCUUGAGCAAGCCCACAGAAAAGAAGGACCGCGUACACCAUGAGCCUCAGCUUAGCGACAAGGUUCACAAUGAUGCUCAGAGUUUUGAUUAUGACCAUGAUGCCUUCCUGGGUGCUGAAGAAGCAAAGACCUUUGAUCAACUGACACCGGAAGAGAGCAAGGAAAGACUUGGAAUGAUUGUAGAUAAAAUAGACGCGGAUAAAGAUGGGUUUGUGACGGAGGGGGAGCUGAAAUCCUGGAUUAAGCAAGCCCAGAAGAAAUACGUAUAUGACAAUGUUGAAAACCAAUGGCAGGAGUUUGAUAUGAAUCAAGACGGCUUAAUCUCCUGGGAUGAGUACAGAAACGUGACUUAUGGCACUUUCCUGGAUGAUCCAGACCCUGAUGAUGGAUUUAACUAUAAACAGAUGAUGGUUAGAGAUGAGCGGAGGUUUAAAAUGGCAGACAAGGAUGGAGACCUCAUUGCCACAAAGGAGGAGUUCACAGCUUUCUUGCACCCUGAGGAAUACGACUACAUGAAAGAUAUAGUAGUACAGGAAACAAUGGAGGAUAUAGAUAAGAAUGCUGAUGGUUUCAUUGAUCUAGAAGAGUAUAUUGGUGACAUGUACAGCCAUGAUGGGAAUACUGAUGAGCCAGAAUGGGUGAAGACAGAGCGGGAGCAGUUUGUUGAGUUUCGAGAUAAGAACCGUGAUGGAAAGAUGGACAAGGAAGAGACCAAAGAUUGGAUCCUCCCCUCAGACUAUGAUCAUGCAGAGGCAGAGGCCAGGCACCUGGUCUAUGAAUCAGACCAAAACAAGGAUGGCAAGCUUACCAAGGAGGAGAUUGUUGACAAGUAUGAUUUAUUUGUGGGCAGCCAGGCCACAGAUUUUGGUGAAGCCUUAGUACGACAUGAUGAAUUCUGAGCUGCAGAUAGAAAAACCCAUGUUUCUUCAAAAGUAAUUUAUUUUCACAGCUUCUGGUUUCACAUGAAAUUGUUUUCGCUACUGAGACUGUUAUUACAAACUUUUUAAGACGUGAAAAGGCGUAAUGAACAGUAUCCCAUCCCCAUUCCUCCUCCUCUCAUAAGGACCGGAGGGAACCCAUGCUUCUGAUGAACAAGUCUAAUUAUUACACUUGUGUUUGUACACCUACACUUGGUAUUAUGUAUAACAUUUCGUGUUUAUUUUUGUAUUUGUUCUCUGGUUGGGAGUUUGAUAUUGAAGGAUCAAGAUCCUCACCUCACACUUGUAGGCAGACCUUAGUCCUUCACUCUUUCUCAGCCCCUUAUCAUAUAGUUUUUAUAAUUUUCAUGUAACUAAUUUUUUAAGCCUGAGAUCAAAAAAUGUUCAGGAGAAAGAAAAGGAAAAUUAUACCCCACAAUGUAUAUUUAGAGAGAUAAUAUUUAACCUUGCCAUUGAAAAGUAGAACAUUUCAGAGGUAGUAGGGGCCACAUAUUCCAUUCAGUUGCUACAAAUCCAGCAAUUGAUCCUGGUAUUAUCUGGGUGAGGAAUAUCCCUGUGCUGUAAGAAACCUUGGCUCAACUUUUAUUAGUUCCCUUUUUACUUUUUCCCCUGUAGGAGUAGGAGCUUGAUUUUUUUCAAGCACAGCUGUGAUGGGAAGAGUUAGGGUCAGUGUCUUGAAAAUCAAUCAAGAAGUGAGUGUGAUCUCUACAUAGCUAUAGUUGGAAACAGCUGGAACACUAAGGGAAAAAUACAGGUGUUUUCAAGGCAUACUUUUUUUUUUUUCUGGUGUGUAUCUAUUUGAAAUGCUCAAGGUUGUCUUGCCUAUUGAAAUCACUGCAAGUGCCCUGUCCUGGCUCCUCUUUCCCCAGGGGUUUGGUAUACUAAGGAAUUAAUCUUGCUUUCAUGGCAAUUAAGAUUUACUCCUUUCCAGUCAUGUCAUUGAAAGUGCCUUUAACCAACAAAAGAAAUGAUCACUGAAUUUGGAUUCUCUUAAGAAACUCUAAGAUUAAAAAAAAAAAAAAAAAGAAUAUUUGGAUCAUCUUAUUUGAAAGUUUAGAACCUCCCAAUAUAGUGGGGACUCAUUGCUUCCCUUUCUGUUUUGGACAGUGGUUAAAUUGCAGUAUUAGUUAGGAACUUGGUUGCAGUGUUCUAAUCUUAUGGGCUGGUUUCCAAAAACCAUAUGCUGCUGAAUUUACCAGGGAUCCUCAUACCUCAGAAUGCAAACCACUUACUACCAGGCCUCUUCCUGUGUCAUCUAGGGAGCUUGAGCUCACUCAGAGAUGAGAAGACUGACAGAGAGGGCUCUUUGGUUUGAGGACCAUUGUUCACCCUUCCUGCCCUUGACUAUCACUCCCCAUUCCCUCAUCUUCUUCUUUGCCCCACCCCUCCCCAAUAAAAAGUUCAUUGUGGAUCAGUAGUUUACCAGUCCUUAUAGAAGAGAGGGAUGUUGUAGAAAGAGCUGAAGAAACUGCCCUCUGUUCCCAACUCCACUUUAUCUGUAUUUUAUAUAACAAGAAGUCUAUUUUGAUUCCUUUCUUACAGAUGGACCUCUUUUGAAAAAAAAAACUAUUGUAUUCGAAGUUUUUAGCCCUCAGGUUACUAAGACUAAUAUCUGUAUAUAUAACCCUUUAUUAUUUCAUAUAUCUUUCUGGAUAAUCAGGUGCUGAGUGGUUAUUAUAAUCAGAACCUAGGUAUAUCCUUUGGUCUUCCAUGAUCAUGAUGAGGUGAGCUACUUGGUAUGGUUAAAAAAAAAAAGCCAGAUAUCAUGUAACUUCAUUGAAUUGAACUCUUGAUAGUGGGUACACUCUUUUUUAAAGUUUAACCCCAAUAUAGGGUAAUAGAAAUUCUCUGCCCUCCAGAUUCCUCAUGUUUGUCUUUAAGAAGACCAGAGAUAAUUAAUAAUGCCACCAACCCUGACUUAGUUCAAUAGAGCACAUCAUGAACUAUGUGGUAGGAGAGCCUCAAAGCUCACUAGGUGCAUAGAACCCAGGCCUUAUGGUAAAGUCACCCACUUAAGCAAAUCUUAAUCUGCCAAGAAAGCAACUUCUGGAUGCUAGGUGCUCAGCAGCACGCGUUUUACUCUAAUCUCUAAUGAUCCCCUGGAUUAUGUUUUUGGGUUAAAUCAAGCCCGAGGCUGGUGAACAGUAGCUACACACCUACAUUGUGUGAUCUGUGAAUGCUAGCUUUCUUGAAUUUGGAUACUGGUUAUUUUUUAUAGAGUGUAAACCAAGUUUUAUAUUCUGUAAUGCAAACAGGUACCUAUCUCUUUCUAAAUAAAACUGUUUACAUUCCUCGUG